AUGCCCAAAUUCAAAGGCGGCCAAUGGGAAGACCGAUUAAAAGCAAAGAAUGCUGUCAAGCACCAUGCAAAAAAGAGGGCUACUAGUAUCAAAACCGCCAAACUCAAUAUUCCAUGAAUCACCCCUACCCCUCCUUCUGAAACCGCAAAAACAGUAGUAAAGCGCAGACGCGGUGACGAAACCCCCAAGCAGACACCCGCACCGCAGGUUGUCCAGACAGGGGAGUUCGUAUCCUUCCUAUGCACCGGGAAUCCCGCAGCUUCAAGUGCUAUCACGGGUGACGAGGGGGAGGAAGGAGAGGGGAAUGAGCCAUUAAACGCUCAGCUAGUGAAUGGAUAUACUAUUUUCCCAACACUGAGAUUAUCUCCUGUACUCGCAAAUCACCUUAAGACAAAACAAUUGCUGAAAGCGCCCACAACCAUCUAG
Tuber aestivum (summer truffle) is the source of this 426-nucleotide messenger RNA. The record is from the annotation of a GenBank genome assembly. NCBI's taxonomy places the organism in Eukaryota, Fungi, Ascomycota, Pezizomycetes, Pezizales, Tuberaceae.